Frankliniella occidentalis (western flower thrips) is the source of this 1599-nucleotide messenger RNA. RefSeq lists its product as uncharacterized. The record is from RefSeq and is a predicted model, not a curated record. Bases 244 to 1395 code for a protein of 383 amino acids. The transcript has 3 exons. NCBI's taxonomy places the organism in Eukaryota, Metazoa, Arthropoda, Insecta, Thysanoptera, Thripidae.
ACCCACCGUCCUAAAAAUUUACCCUGUGGAGACACCAUUUGUAAAGGAUGCGUGCAGAAUCCUGCCUUCAGAAAGAAGUGCCCAACUUGCCAGAAGGCGUUCAAAACUGAUGAUAUCCCAGACAACGUCCCACUGAUCCGCUUGAUAGAGGAGGACGCACCACCCUGCAAGAAGCCUCGGACCGAGGAUCCAGAGCUGCAGCAACUACAGCGGGGCGCGGUCGCGGGGCGGAAGGUGGUGGAGAUGCUGCGGCUGGUGGUUCCUCAGGCGGUCGAGGUGCUGAACCGCCAGCUGGAGUGGUCGGUCGCCCAGCUCGGCGAGGUGGAGCAGGCCCUGGAGAGGCGGGUGCAGCGGGAGGCGGCCGGCGAUGUGGGCACCACGUCGGACGCCGUGGAGGAGCCGCUGCAGCUGGCCGAGCAGCUGGAGGCCAGCCACCGCCUGCUCACCUCCACCAAGUGCACCGUCGCUGCCGAAGAGGAGGGUGGCUCGUCCUGGACGGCCUCUGUGCAGCCCGGCGGGUGCGGCGACAUCCUGCGCGUCCUGCUGCUGCGGCUGCGGGCGGACGGCCAGCUGGGAGAGGUUGACGACGCCAUCGCCGUUACUGACGGCCCUGCUGCGGCUCACGUGGGGCCGCCUCUCAUCAAUAUCCUUACGAUAAAUGAUGCACACCUCCAGGAUGGUAGUUUAAAGGUGAAUGACAUUCUUCGUGACGUCAAGAAGCAAUGGAACACUCCCCGCAGUUUGCGGCACUUAAGGGGCGACGGCUCUGAGGACCUGCUUCGGGUCAUAGGGCCACACCUCGAGGAGCUGGAGAUCUGGGGGAACGUUCAGCCGAGCGUCAUGGAGGAGGUGCAGAAGAUGUCGGGACUCAGAAGGCUGGAAGUUGAAUGCGCUCAUAAUGUGGAAUACCCGGACCUUCCGUUACAGCUGGAAGAGCUCAGUUUAUAUUCUGUAACUGAGAAUCAGCUGCGUUGUGUGGAGCGCAUGCCGAGGCUGCGCAGCUUGACGAUAAACAAUUAUUGUGGCCCGAAUCUGACUGUGCGUACCUCGCAGCAUGACAGACUGGUGUGGCUCGGCGUGGCUAUUGAUACCGACCACAAGCCGACCAUGCUUUCAAUUAUUCGCGCCAAUGCCUCGUCUCUGCAGGAGCUUCGUGUGUUCUGUUCGUACUCUCCCAUUGGAUACUGGAGGAACUAUUACUUUCCCGACCUGGGCCAGGAGCUGGCGGCGUGCGGCCUGCGGGUGCUGCGGCGACUUGUGCUUCUACGUCAUGUGAAAAAUGGUCCGUGCUUAAGGCAGGCCGCUGACUGCAUGCUACAGCAACGGACCAUUCGCAGAUUUUUGCCCCCAUCCGUUGAAGUGGUUUGCGGGGUAUGUCAGUCACAGCAAUUCUAGGAUUAUUUCUCUCAUUGCGUGCUAAACAUGCUAUCCAUAAUGUAGGUUGCUGCUUGUCAGCUAACUUGCUCAAUACUCAUAAGGAUUUGUGAAAUGUUUUAAAUUAAGUUAAAUUAAGUUUUAAAUUAAGUUUUUUUUUCUUGUUACUUCGAGCUGUUUGAACAGUCCGACCUGUGAAAAUAUAAAAUACAUUCGUCCAAUUUA